GACAGUCCUGAAGGAACAUCUGGCGGCUCCGGUGAAACACUUGCCCGUUCGAAUGGAUCGUCCGCAAUCAUCAACGACGACAUGGCUUCUCAGUUGACAGAAACAAGCAUCAUGGAUGAUAUCCACAUCCCCAGCGAAUUGAGUCACAUGGAUGUUGAUCUUGGUCCACCAACUCAAGCCCUGGGUGACGGCGGCCUCGAGGACAUCAUCUUCUAUUCAGACUUUCAGCACAAUAUUGAUCCCCAAGCACAUCAUUGGUUGGUGCAGCAGGCCGAUGCAUCGCUGAGCAAUGACGCAAACUCCCUACUAGAUCAGGGCCCUUCAAAAACUGACACUUGUGAUCUUCUCCACCAUGGUAGCCAGAUCAACAAACUCGGUGGAAUUUGAUCUUGAUGAAGCUGAUGAUCAACUUAAAACCAUACUCCACUUGAGUAUUGUGAUGCUGAUACAUACAGCUCGCCUAGUUUGAGAUUUGCUCAGUGUAGUUUAUUAUCUUCCAAAUAGCCGCAAAUAAUUUCCCUGAGAAUUUUAUGAAUCCGUAAUUAGUACAUAUAUGGUUAUUA
Messenger RNA from Aegilops tauschii subsp. strangulata, 563 nucleotides. NCBI's taxonomy places the organism in Eukaryota, Viridiplantae, Streptophyta, Magnoliopsida, Poales, Poaceae. The record is from RefSeq and is a predicted model, not a curated record.